Molecule: messenger RNA, 8093 nt
Organism: Lates calcarifer (barramundi perch)
Lineage: Eukaryota; Metazoa; Chordata; Actinopteri; Centropomidae
Gene: bcl9l
Product: bcl9 like
Biological process (GO): positive regulation of transcription by RNA polymerase II; canonical Wnt signaling pathway; negative regulation of transforming growth factor beta receptor signaling pathway
Cellular component (GO): beta-catenin-TCF complex
Molecular function (GO): beta-catenin binding; transcription coactivator activity
Source: RefSeq, a predicted model, not a curated record
UUUUAAUUAAGUCAUUUGUAAGUAACUGAAAAGAGAUGAGGGGUGGUUACAAAUAUCUUUAUCUAGUGGAAGCUGGCAGUCAAUACAUUAAGCCUCUAUAUUUAAAUAUAUCUAUAUACUAUAUACUAUAAAUGUAGUUUUUUUUCAACUCUCUUUAUUCCGAUAUGAUAUUAUGGAAGGUCUUCCCUUAAAUACAUCUCCCUGCUUAUUUCUUCCCUGUAGCGCCAUCACAUUCCCUAAGGGUAAACCAAUUUACAUUCUUGUUUUGCUCUUCAGAUCCAUGCCAGUUUCCAUGACAACAUAGUUUCACUUUCUCAUCCUCUCUGUCUCACUCUCUCUAUCUCCCUACUCUCUCUCUCUCCUGUUCUCUCAUUUCCCACCGCUCCUUUCUUAUGUUCUCUUGACCUUCCUCCAAUGUUUCAUUUUCUUUCUCUCCAAAUACCAGGGUCCAAAUUCCUCUUCUCUCUCUCUCUCAUUUCCUCACCUAACUGAGCUCAUUCCUCCGCUUGCCAUAUACCAGCAGAGAAUAAUGGACUCAGAUAAAACAUAUCUCAGGGGGGUAUGGCGAGAAAGAAUUCACAGCAUCUUUUUGCAUUUUUAUCAUAAUAUACACAUGCACCGUACUCUGUCUGUGGGCUAUUUUAUUCACUCUUAAAUAUCCCCAGGCCUGUCUGUUUGGCAGGAGUGAUGCCCAGAGCCUAAAAUUAUUGAAUCAAAACAAUGUGCAUCAGAGUAUCCUUUCCUUUGAUUAAACAAAUACACUUGCUUGGCAAUUAGUGUGCCUACGCAAUAGCAUAGAGGACUCAAAAUGAAGAAAGAGCAAUGAGAAAGACAAGAUGUCUCUAUGAAAUGAUCUUAUGUGUUUGCUUAUCUUUCAAGUUAGUUAUUUAAAUAAAAAAAAUGAUUUCAUCCUUAAUCCAGUCUGACCUUAUUCCCCUUAUGAUUUGGCAUAUAAUGACAGAAUAAUGUGCAGUGCACAUGUAUACCAAAUGGCAUAAUUAAAAUCUCAAGCUAUUUCAUUACUCAAUAAUUAAAAAUGUCUGAUGCCAACAGGUGUGAUGGCGCUUCUUCGACUGAUUAAUGCCAGUCUUUUCUGCCUUGUCUGGAAGGAGAAGGUCACGCAGAAGGCGGUUGGGCUCCCGCACGACUUUGACCACAUCUGUCAGCUCUCGCUCCACGUCUGCAGGUCAGAGAGUCGCAGCAGGUCACCUCUGCGGAUUGUGAUUAUUUUCACUGCUCCAUUCUGGCCCUUGUCCACUGCAGAUUUAUGUUUUAUUCCUCUCCUCACUAGUGUAAAUCACUGUUGUUCCCUCCUCAAGGAUUUGCUACCAGUGCUGCAGUGUCUUCUUCCCUACCAUUCAACUGGUUGUCUCAUGAAAAAAAAGAGAGAGAGUGAAAAAAAAAGAGUAGAAUUUCUUAUUCAUUCUUUCAGCACAAAAAAAAUUUGUAGGUGGCCUAGAAACCUACAUCCUAGGUUGAAGAAGCAACUGUCGCACUUUAAAAUGCUUGCAGCAGUGGAAACAUCUGGACAAGUUUAUAAGAUGUGCACUCCUCCUGAACAGCGUUCACUUGAUUAUGGAAAUAACUUCAGUAGGGCUAAGCAGUAGCCUGCCCCAGAAAGGUAUAGAUGUCUUUAGCUGCUUCAAGGUAUGGUCUACUGUAAGCAUUAGUGACUGUAUCAAUGGAAUUGCAGGACUAAAACACACAUUGUUCUGUCAGCCUUUCCCAGAUAAGAUUGCAUAAAACAUCACUUAAAACUCUCAUCUCUAGUUGCAAGAAAUGGCUUUAUCCCAAGUUCACUUGAGGGUAUGUUUUCAAGCCUACUUCUGCUACCCAUACCACCAGAGGGAGUAUUCAUCUGAAAAAACAGGACAGGUUUAACAGUGCAACAACUGUAUGCUCACUCUGACUUAACUUCAUAAUGGUUCCCCCGAACAUGAAGCGUGUGAGCUCAGUUUACAUGUUUCUGAUUUACUUCUGCUUUGAAUUUGAAGUCACACCUACAGCCCUCCUCUGCAGGAUGGUAGCCUAUUCAUCAGAAAUGUGAUCUGAGAGUCUGAGAUGGAAUGGGCUAUUUGCUGGAUCAGAUAAUCAGAAUAAAAUAAAAUAAAAUACGUACUAUCUGCUAUUUGAUAAUGUGAUCGAUUGAUUCUCCUAAGUUUAGGGAAAGGCAGCUAAGGUGCGUUUUGAGCCUGCAAGACUAAAUAUCAUUUCAGAGUGUUGACAUCAUCUGAAAAUAUUCUAAAUAUUUAUAUAAGAAUUCUGAAGAGAGGGAAAAAAUCCGACUCUCAGCCAGCACAGAAGUCCAGUAUGACAUAUCAGUAGAGUGACAUACGGAUGCCCGUGUGGCCACACUAAUUAUUGUCAGCGGCUGGGAGUGAUAUGGACUCGCAGAGAAAUGCAACGUCCUGCCCUUCUACAUCUUGAAUAGUGGGAGUCAUGAACCGCUGCAAGGUGACACGUCCUCUGAUUUCAACCGAAACUUCAACCUAGACACGCCGUGUUAUUUAUCACCAUCUUCAUCUCCGUCAAAACUGCACCAGCUCCUUUCUUAUCAAACAUCGGGAUCGGGACCAUCUUGCGCAGUGGUACGGCGAGCGGAGCAAGCGGUGGCGGCGGCCACUCCGGGGAAUGUCGACUGGCCGUCAGUCCUGACAUCGGCCUCUUCUGAUCUCAGACACCAGCCAAAUGGGGUUCAUGUGUGGUCAGUGAAGUGUCCUGGAGAGCAGCAUGGCAGUGUGUCAGCUGAACAUCUGGGUGAGAUGAGUGUUACCUGUAAGCAAUGUAAGCUCCACUGACAAACGGGCACAGCUAUUUUCCUUACCGGACCUCCACCCCAAUCACCAGCUAAUCAAAUGCACCAAGACAAUAAACUGGCCAAUCAUGGCAAGCAGGUCACCAGUGACAGCCGAUCCCAGAUACCAAGUGUAAACCAGCAGGCUCAGCAGCAGCAGGGAGCUGCUGGCCACCUGGGUUCAAAGGGCGUCGGUGCCGGGAGUCAUGGAGUCAAAACCAACCAGAUUUCCCCUGGCAACCCUGGGCUAAAGGCUGUCAGCCAAUCAGUGAGCAGUGUCGGAGGGAUGCUGAAAACCAAAUCCAAGCGGGAGCGAAGCGUCUCUAUUGACUCUGGUGAAUCAAGAAAUGCCAUUCCUCCAGUCCUGGAGACAGAUGCCAAAGGAGAGGGAGUUAUGCGCAGUAAGCGGCGCUGUGUUCUGGAGAAGAAACAGCCAUAUAGUGGAGAUGAAUGGUGUUCUGGACCUGACACGGAGGAAGAUGAAGACAAGCCACACGCUACGACCCAUCGGGAGCAUGGGCUGGCAGGUCCUAUCCAGGGGCUCCCUGAUCGCCUAUCUGCAGGGCCCAUGUCUGAAGCUGGGGGUCCUGUAAUGGGAUGUGGAAUGGGACCAGGGCUAAAGGCAGAGCCACCUCAGUCUUCACAGCAAGUGGUGUAUGUCUUCACAACCAGCCUAGCCAACAGUGCUGCAGAGGCAGUAAUGAAAGGACAGACCGAUUCCAUUCUUCUGUUUCACCAGCAAAAUGUUCCACGCACGAAGUUGGAGCAGGGCCACCCAUCAGGGAAGCUUCCUAACAUAUCUGAGAAGGUAAACUCCAGCAGCUCUCCACCCACAGGCACCCCUAAAUCCCAAAGUGGAACUCCACGGCCAGCCUCUGCAGGAGUUGGAGGCCCAUUGCAUCCUGCAGGGACGCCAUCAUCAGCAGGACACUCCGAUAAUGAAUCCUCUCAGACCAGAUCAGGUGGAGCCUCCAGCAAUAAUAGCAUUGUUGCCCAUAGAUCAGAAGGAGGGAGUACGGCCACAUCUGCGGGCCCAGUCCUAGGAACUGGAGAUGGAGAGGGUGCAGGGGGUAUGCCUCUACCUGUUGCUACUGUUUCUCCCUCAGAGAGUCCCUCCAUCCUGUCUGCACACCUACAGGGUGAUAUAGGUCAGAGGAGUGGCCCAGGAAACACAGAUGGUCUUUCCAAAGAGCAACUGGAACAUAGGGAGCGCUCUUUGCAGACGCUGAGAGACAUAGAGAGACUGCUUCUCCGCAGUGGGGCAAGUGGAGGCCCUGGAGAAACAGGAGUCUCCAACAACAGUGCUACUAAUAACUCCUCCAACCUGAAUAACAACAACAAUACUGAUAGGAGUGGUAUUCUUGAAGAGAAUGACAAUGGUACUAAUAAUUCUGGAAAUUGCAGUAGCAGUAAUAUGCUAUCGUCAGCCUUGGCACCGAUGGGAGGGAUGAAGAAAUAUGAAGAACCCCUUCAGUCAAUCAUUUCACAAACACAGUCCCUUGGUGGCCCUGCCCUUGACAGCCCUCAAAUGGACUCUCACCAUAACCUACCGCAACACCCCCAUCACCAGCUGUCUUCACCUGGGGUCGACAUGGGUCCCUUACUUGGACCAGAAGGGCUGACCCCAGAGCAAAUGGCAUGGAGGAAACUUCAAGAAGAAUACUACCAAGAGAAGAGACGACAACAGGAAAUGCAACCCCCUUCACAUACCCAGCACUUUAGAAUGGCAACUGAGAUGAGCAUACAUGGAGGUCCCAUGAUGAUGAGAGGACCACCUCCUCCCUAUCACAGCAAGCCUGGAGACCAGCAGUGGGGUCCUGGUAAUAUGAUGGGAGGAGGAAUGGGUGGAAAUGCACGAAUGAUAGACAUGCACCAAGAGGGACCCCGAGGCCCAAGGUUUCUGGGACACAUGCAAAGAGGGCCACCUGGGGGAGGGGGGUUUCCUUGUAGCCCAGGAGGAGUUUUAUCAGUGGAGGGUCUAGGACCCCAAAGGCCCACCAGGCCUGGGAUGAUUUGGCUAGAUGACAUAGGUGGUGGUGGUCCCUUUCAUGGCUGUUACCCUGGUGGACCUCAGCCCUUACAGGGUGACCCAGAGCAUCUGUUAAUACGUGAGGAAAUGUUUCGCAUGAUGGAGAAACGGCAGAUGCAGGGGCUUCCAAGGUUUGAGCUUGACAGAUUGGCGAAACAGCAGCAACAGGACAACAUGGGCACAAGAAUUAUGGAUAAUCCUGGGGGUCCAGACUUUGGAAAUUUGGGAAUGGGCCGGGGCCCACCCUCCACUCGAGGUGAUCCUAUGGACUUUCCUGGCUCACGGGAGAUCAUGGGCUCCCCUGGAGGGGGUCCUCAGAUGAGAGACUUGGUAGAUUCUCCUCUGGGGAGCAACCUCGCAAUGAACAUGAACCCACAGAUGAAUGUUCAGCAACAACAGCAGAUGAUGCUAUCUCAGAAGCUCAGAGCAGGUCCUGCUGGAGGGGGGCCUUUAGGUGAAAUGUUUACCCCCGGUGAGAUUUCGCGAAUCAGGGCUUCACAGAAUGGAAGGGGCGGAAAUAAAGGAAUGAUCCCCGGACCUGAUGGCCCCUUCCAGUUUCCCAAUCAAGGGCCCUUCUCUGGAGGACAGGUGGAAGGGCCAUAUCUUCAGCAACCAGGCCCUGCAAUGUUUGGGCCUGAUCAGCAAGGUCCUAAUCAAAUGGCAGGUACAUCGCGGCUCAGUCAUAUCCCGAUGACUGGAGGCCUCAGGGGAGCAGACCUUGGUCCUAGGCAUCCCUCUGACCUAUCAAUCAAUGUUAAUCCCCUGACCUCUCCUUCAGUGCCUCCUCCUCAUCCGCUCAAGUCACCAUCCCUCAACCAAGAGCCAUCUCCUCUUCUACCCUCACCCUCUGCUCCAGGACUGAAGUCACCCUCACAGAUCUCCUCUGCAGGGCAUCACCCCCCUCUUCCACCUGCAUCUGGUGCUGGUACUCCUUCCUCUUCUUCCAUGAAGUCUCCCCAGGUAAUGGGGUCUUCCAACCUUGGGUUGCACUCUCCGUCUGCCUCUCCUGGACGGCUGAAAUCCCCAGCCAUGGCUGUGGGUUCUCCUGGGUGGACAUCUCCUAAAACCGCUCUUCCAAGUCCAGGUGGUCCAACCAGUGGAAAAGUAGUGGGCAAUGGAGGAAGUAGUUCUACUGAGACAGGCCAAUCACUUCCCCCCAGGAGUUCCAACUCUACCCCUAUUAGCCAGCCAGGCUCUAUGAAUCCUAGUAUGCCAUUUACUUCCUCUCCCGAUGCCCCUCCAUCUCAGAAUCCUUUAUCCCUUAUCAUGUCACAGAUGUCCAAGUAUGCCAUGCCCAGUUCUACUCCUCUCUACCAUGAUGCAAUCAAAACAAUUGCCACUUCCGAUGAUGAGAUGCUGCCUGAUCGACCUCUUCUAUCUGGUGUUAGCAUUGGAGGAAACAUGGGGAACCCCCAGACCUCCCAGAUACUUGUCUCUCAAGGCUCCAUUGGUCCUCACAGCGAUCCACAAAGCCCCAUGGGUAUUGUAAGCCAAGGUCAGCAGCACCUGUCCCAUGAUGCCUCAGGACCUGUGCUCUCCUCCCCAAACCAAAUGGGCAUAUCUGCCAUGAAUUCUGCCAUGAUGGGGGGAGGUGCACCUGACGGAAUGGGGCCCUGCAAUGUAUCACCCAUAUCUCAGAACCAGAUGGCAGGUUUUCCUCGUAUGCAGCCACCAUCUCAUGGGCCCAUGCACUCACCUAUUGGGGGAAUGUCACAGAAUUUCUCUCAGUCUAAUGAGGAUAUUCUUCCACCCCAGCAGUUACACCUGCUUAACAAAGGUCAUCCUCACCAACGCCCCUCUCACCCAUCAGACUCAUUUGCCUCUCUGCCCAUGGGGGAAGGCCCGGAUCUAAGUGAAGUCAUACGACCCACUCACACAGGGAUCCCUGAAUUUGAUCUCUCCCGUAUCAUUCCUUCUGAUAAGCCCAGUAGCACUCUUCAGUAUUUCCCCAAGAGUGAGCCACAUCAGAAUCCACAUCAGGGGCCACCAUCCCAGCAACCUACUCCACAGCAGCUCCUCAAACAGCUAUCUUCCUCUGCCCCUCCUCACAGCAGUGGUCCUUCAUCCAACCCCCACUUAGCAAACCUACAGAAUAUGAUGGCUGAACAGCAGCUGCCACCACACCCGUCACACAGUGGGAUACGCCAAAGCAUGGGUAUUCCUCAGGGGGGCUCUAGGGGUAUGGUUUCAGGUGGGGGCAUGGGCCCCAUGUGCCCCCCUGGACAUAUAAUGGGAAGGACAGGCAUGGUUCCCCAACAGCAACUCCAGCAACAGCAAGCCAUGAUGGCCAACAGCCUUCUUCACCAUCCUUCCAAUCCAUACCCUGGCAUGAUGUCAUCUCAGCAGCACCCACACAAUCUGAUGGCACAGCAGAACAUUAUGAUGAUGCAGGCUAAACAGCGAAGCAUGUCAAUUCCAGGGGAUCCCUUUGGCCCCCAGGGACCUCUAAUGUCCCCUCAGGGUCCCAUGAUGGCCCCUCCCCACCCUCAGUCUGGUAUGAUGGGCCCCCAGUCUCUCAGACAGCGGGGAAUGUCUCUGGACAGUCCCAUUGGCUAUGGCCCUGGAGGUAUGGCCAAUAUGCCAUUCUGAUUCAACCCACAUGAACUGUACAAAAAAGUGUCCACUAGGUUACCUUCCCAUUGUGUCCAAAUUUUUUAAUUUAUGUUAUUCUUGCGGUUGUUUGAAAAGAAGAAUGUAAGAACAAUGUAUCAGUGAUAAUCUUCAAAUUUUGGAUUACAACUGAUUAAAAAAUUAAACAUUUAAAAGCACUGUAACAUGGUUCAAUAACAAAUCUGAAGCCAUUUUCUAAAAUACUGUAAAAUAUGUAUAUUUCAAAGAUGUGUGUAUUUGUUGUGGGAACAGAGUGGCAGACAGGAGAGGAGUGCCUCAAAUUUCUAUUUGUUUUAAUAUCAUUGAUUUAUUUUCUCCAACUACCAAACUGUUGUGCAAAGGAGUUAUAAUAUAUAAUAUAUACUUGCUGUAUAUAAGAUGCAAUUUGUGAUUGUUUGCAGUUGUUAUGUAUAACUGUGUUUUAAUAGAAGUCUAAAAAUAGAAUAAUACCGAUCUCUAAGGUGGUUUUAGUUUUGAUUAUUGUGUUGUCAAUUACUGUUGUUUGAUAACACUGACAAGGGGACAUGGUUGUUGUAUAAUAUAUGAAUCUUUAUUAAAUUCACUCAGCAGUUGCUAAAAUACAAGCAAAAACAGAUUUCAACCAACAAUAACAUUUUUUUCUUGACUGGGUAAAUAAAACAUCUUUAAAAUGCAAUCAAA